This is a messenger RNA of Thecamonas trahens ATCC 50062, 660 nucleotides long. RefSeq lists its product as uncharacterized. The record is from RefSeq and is a predicted model, not a curated record. NCBI's taxonomy places the organism in Eukaryota, Apusomonadida, Apusomonadidae. Bases 1 to 660 code for a protein of 219 amino acids. The transcript is spliced from 2 exons.
AUGGGCGGGGCGUGCGCCAAGUCGCCAGGUGGCUCGCGCCGCAUUGAACCGGUCUCCUCAAGCGCACGGGCCACGGGACAGCACGUUGGAUUCUCAGAGGAUGAGGAGUCGUGGAACGAAGACGAGGACUCUAUGUCCGAUGACGGGAGCGCAAGCAGUGGCCGAGGCGGGAGCAGGUCUCGCGAGAGGAAGGCCAAGGGCAAGGCUAACGGCAAGAAGACCAAAGGCAAGACCAAGACCAAGACCAAGGAUAAGGACAAGAAGAAGAAGAAGAAGAAGGUCAAGAUGCUACAGGGGCACAAAAAGAAGAACAAGCAGCUCAAGGCCCUUCCCAAGCCUGAUGGUGUCACCCUCUCCAACGAGCAGAAGCGGCUGCUCAACAUCGACAACUCGUCGCGCCACAAUGUGCUCCUUGUCGACGGGGAUGUCGACGCCCUCACCUCACCACCAUCGGGCGCAGACACCUCGGGCACCAUCCCCGACGGCGAUCGCGACCAGACAUCACUCCUCGCCCCUCCGGCCCGCCCCAAUGCCGCCCGCAGGCCUGCCCCGGGCCCGCCCGCUACCAACAGCACCGAGCCGCGCCCGAUGCUCGUCAUCACCGAGCCGACCUUUCUUGGCAUGGAUGAUGCACUCUCCGCCAAGCGAACACCCUCGUGA